Messenger RNA from Aureobasidium namibiae CBS 147.97, 1221 nucleotides. RefSeq names its product PEBP-like protein. NCBI's taxonomy places the organism in Eukaryota, Fungi, Ascomycota, Dothideomycetes, Dothideales, Saccotheciaceae. The coding region runs from base 1 to 1221 and encodes 406 amino acids. The transcript has 2 exons. The record is from RefSeq and is a predicted model, not a curated record.
AUGGCGUCGACCUCACGAGCGCUACGAGGCCUGUCCGUCCGCGCCUUCUCGACUUCGGCACCGGCCUGCGAAGAAGUCGCCGCCACCACAGCAGCCGCCGCCGCAACGACACAAACACCACCCGUUUCGUCGCUGGGUCAGGACAAUGUCUUUACUCCCAGAGCUGAGCGCAAGCUCCUUCGUACCCGGGGCCUCACUCCUGUCGGUUCUCGCAGACGCCGUGCCGCUAUCCUCUCGGGUUCACGCAUCCCCUUCGAGCAAUUGCCCUACCAAUGUUUCCAAGAAGCCCGCAAAGUCUUGAUCCAGCACCGCGCAGAGAAGGUCCAGGACAUCGACGUCGAGCGCCAGAAGAUUGCCAGACUCAAGGCUCAGUCCGUCGAGCCUCAGAACGAGCAACGGCAUCAACACCGCAUCAACAGCAUGCAGCGUUAUCUGGACGAACUCAAGAUUCACGCAGACAUCAACGACCCCAUGGUCAAGAGGAGGUUCGAAGACGGCAAGGGCGACAUGGACAAGCCCAUCUACCGCUAUCUCGCCGACAAGAAGUGGCGCCAGUACGACCGUAUGAUCAUCAUGCAGCGUAUCUCCCAGAUGAACGUCGUACCGGACGUCUUGCCCGCCAUCGACCCUACCCUCAACGUCUCGCUCUCCUUCGGUCCCCGCGACGUCCAGCCCGGUGAAUUUGUCGACAGCAGAGUGUCCGAGAUCCCUGGCCACCUCAACAUCCAGCCCUACGACAAGGGCGAGCGCCAUGUCAGCAUUGCCAUUGUCAACCCAGAUGUGCCCAACGUCGAGGCAGACGCCUUCGACUACCGCUGCCACUUCCUCGCUUCAAACAUCAAAAUCUCCCCCACCCAGACUUCCGUCUCACUCGGCAAGCUGACUGACGACCAAGUCAUUCUCCCCUGGUUGCCCGCAUACACUCAAAAGGGCCUUGCCUACAGCCGCAUGUCCAUCUUCGUCCUCGAGCAAAAGGAUGGUCAGAUUCUGGACGCAAAGGCUCUAUCACAACGCUACGAGCACAACGACUUCAUUCUCAGGAGCUUCGUCGACAGACAUCUCUUGAAGCCUGUCGGUGUGAACUUGUUCAGAAGCAGACACGACGAAGGUACUGCCGGUGUUAUGCAAAGAGCCGGUAUUCCUGGUGGUGAUGUCGAGUUCAAGAGGAAGAAGAUUGAGCCUCUGCCUUACAAGAAGCUGCCUGGUUCAAGAUACAGGUAG